Anolis carolinensis (green anole) is the source of this 3450-nucleotide messenger RNA. It is a transcript of the gene hnrnpul1, whose product is annotated as heterogeneous nuclear ribonucleoprotein U like 1. Gene Ontology annotation, cellular component: nucleoplasm. The transcript is spliced from 15 exons. The record is from RefSeq and is a predicted model, not a curated record. Gene Ontology annotation, molecular function: RNA binding; protein binding. Lineage: Eukaryota; Metazoa; Chordata; Lepidosauria; Squamata; Anolidae. Bases 42 to 2648 code for a protein of 868 amino acids.
UGGCGGCCAUUUUGAGCCGGGUCCGGACGGAGCGGGAGGCCAUGGAUGUGAGGCGGCUGCGCGUCAAUGAGCUGAAGGAGGAGCUCGGCCGCCGCGGCCUCGACACCCGAGGCCUCAAAGCCGAGCUAGCCGAGCGGCUGCAGGCGACGCUGGAGGAGGAACGCCUCGGAGGGACGGGCCCGGAGCCUUAUCCGGACGGACACUAUGGCAUUGAUGACAACAAUCACCAGGGCAACCUGCAGGGAUACCAGUCUUUUGAACAAUGCAACAUUAAGCAGGAGGAUGAAUCUGGGUACGAAAGGGUACCUCUAGACCCAGACCCUUCUGGCUUCCAUUCAGAAAUGAAGACAGAAUUUAAACAAGAAGAUCCCAUCCCUGGCUACAAUAUGCCAUCCAUGGGCUACAAUGCUCCUUCUGGACCUCCUCCUAACUACAAUAGUUCACAAUCUGGCUACAAUGCACCACCUUCCAAUUAUGGCACCUCUGAUUCAUCUCCAUCUUGGCAGCAGCAGCAACAGCAACAGGGCCGUAAAAGGCCAUUUGAAGAAUCACGCAGCCGUGGCUAUUAUGAACAUCGAGACGAUAAGAGGGGCCGAUCUCCUCAGCCGCCUGCUGAAGAUGAUGAAGACGAUUUUGAUGACACACUGGUGGCCAUUGAUACAUAUAAUUGUGAUCUACAUUUUAAAGUUGCUCGUGACCGAUAUAGUGGCUAUCCUCUGACUAUCGAAGGGUUUGCUUUCCUCUGGUCAGGUGCGCGAGCCACAUACGGGGUGCGCCGUGGGAGGAUCUGCUAUGAAAUGAAGAUCAAUGAAGAGAUCUCUGUCAAACACCUUCCUCCCACAGAACCUGAUCCUCAUGUUGUGCGCAUUGGCUGGUCACUGGACUCAUGCAGCACUCAAUUAGGCGAAGAGCUUUUCUCCUACGGCUAUGGGGGCACUGGAAAGAAAUCUACUAAUUGCAAGUUUGAGAAUUAUGGCGAAUGCUUUUCUGAGAAUGACAUAAUCACUUGCCUUGUGGACUUUGAGUGUGGUGAUGACAUUGAGAUGUCUUUCAUGAAGAAUGGGAAGUGGCUGGGGGUGGCCUACCGGCUGCGAAAGGACAUCCUAGGCAGCCAAGCCCUCUUUCCUCAUGUCCUGGUGAAGAACUGCGCCAUUGAGUUCAACUUUGGUCAGAGGGAGGACUCUUUCUUUCCCGUUCCACCGGGUUUCACCUUCAUUCAGCACCUUCCACUCUCAGAGAGAGUUCGGGGGACAAUCGGACCAAAGAACAAAACAGAAUGUGAAAUCUUGAUGAUGGUGGGGUUACCUGCUGCUGGGAAGACCACAUGGGCCAUUAAACAUGCUGCAGCCAACCCAGCCAAGAAAUACAACAUUCUGGGAACAAAUGCCAUUAUGGACAAAAUGAAGGUAAUGGGGCUUCGGCGCCAACGAAACUAUGCCGGCCGCUGGGAUGUUCUCAUCCAACAAGCGACACAGUGCCUAAAUCGUCUCAUCCAGAUUGCGGCACGGAAAAAGCGUAACUACAUCCUGGACCAGACAAAUGUUUAUGGAUCUGCCCAGAGACGAAAAAUGCGCCCUUUUGAAGGUUUCCAACGCAAGGCUAUUGUCAUUUGUCCCACGGACGAGGACUUAAAAGAUCGAACAAUAAAGCGCACUGAUGAAGAGGGGAAGGAUGUGCCCGAUCAUGCAGUGUUAGAAAUGAAAGCUAACUUUGCCUUGCCAGAAGCAGGCGAUUUUCUCGACUCUGUCAUCUACAUUGAGUUGCAACGGGACGAAGCUGAGAAGCUGGUAAGAGAGUACAACGAAGAAGGCAAGAGAGCUGGCCCGCCACCAGAAAAGCGCUUUGACAACCGGGGUGGCAGUGGAGGAGGCGGCUUCCGUGGGCGAGGAGGAGGAGGUGGAAGCGGCAACUUCCAACGCUUUGAUAACCGAGGCCCACCGAUUGGCAACCGAGGGGGCUUCCAGAACCGUGGAGGUGGUGGUGGAGGACCUGGAGGUGGCGGUGGUGGGCCUGGAGGUGGAUUCAGAGGAGGAGGAGGAGGAGGGUCUGGUGGUGGAGGAGGACCUGGAGGUGGCGGCAGUGGAGGAGGAGGCUUCAACCGGGGUGGCUACAACCAGAAUCGCUGGGGAGGUGGAAACCGAGACAGCAACAACAACCGGGGAAAUUAUAAUCGGAAUAACCAGCCGCAGAGCAGCUACAGCCCAGUACGCAACCAGAACACUUACAAGAGCAACAGUAGCAACAUGGCUCCUGCCCCCCCUGCUCCUGCCCCACCCAGUACUUACAACCAAGGACCACAGCAGAGCUACAGCCAGUCCUACAGCCCCCCAUCCAGCUACAACCAAGGUAGUUAUGGGACUUCAAGCUACAGCUACGGAAACUAUGGUGGUUACAGCCAAAGCUAUACCCAGCCUCCACCACCACCACCACCAGCUCCAGCCCCGGCUCCAGCCCCGGCUCCGGCUCCGGCUCCAGCUCCGGCCCCAGCCCCGCCGACCUACAAUCAGCCCAAUUAUAACCAGUACCAACAGUACAAUCAGCAGUGGAACCAAUAUUAUCAAAACCAGAGCCAGUGGCCCCCGUACUAUGGCAGCUAUGACUAUGGGAGCUACGCAGGCAACUCGCAGGGAGGCUCCAGUGCCCAAUGAGGACUCCGCAUCAUUCUUAGAAAGAUCCCAACAUGUUCCGCUGUUGGCAAGUUUGUAACUGGAUGCUGGGUAUUUCUGAGUCUGUGGGAAACCUGGGCCAGAAGUUGUCUGCCUGCCCUUCUUUCCUCUGUCUAGAUCUUGAGGGUGGCUGCAUUUUACCUGUACAGAUAGAGGCAUGUUACUUCCCCUUUGCAUCAUCCCUCACAAGGAUGUUAAUGCGAUUUCUUGUCUCUCCUUGUCAAAGACUACCCCCCUUUUUAAAAAUUUCUCCAGUUUUGAACGAAGCUGCCGUGUUUAGCCUCGUGUCCUUGUACUUUUAGUCCAAGAUUUCAAACUUCCUGCAGCUUUGGAACCCUCUUAGGAUCUUAUCACCUCCUUCUCUCUUCCACCAUCCUCUUGCACAGCUCUGGUAGUGAUCCUAAACCCCAAGGUGUUUUGGAUACUAUUCCAGCAGUUUGUCAUCCACCUGUCUUUGAGGUGUUUUUAUCUGUCUUUUUCUGAAAAUAACUAUUAAAAACAGGAAUAAGAGAUUGUCUUAUCUUAUGGUAACUAUGCUUUGUUUUUAGAUUUUUUCCUGUAACUUUUUACAGUGGGUCAGCAACUGUUAAUAUUUUCCUUAAGGUAAAUCAUUCCUUUUGACUCAGUGCAGGAGAGAAGGAACAAAGGGGGAAACCAUCUUAACUGUGUAAUUUUUUAUACGAUGUCUAAGUUCCUGUAACUUUGCACAUGCUUUGUGUUGAGUUGAAUUGUAACAGCUUUUUGUAUUUGGAGGAAGAAAAAAGAGUGAAUAUUGAACUUUAAA